CUCCCGGGAGGGUCCACUGAGACAUAAGCUUUAGUUGUCCUUAACAACCUUAACAACAACAACAACAACAGCGAACAAAUACGCUUUGGAUGUCAGUGACCCCAUCAUUAAUUACUACUGCAAGAGACAAAGACAAAUUAUCAUCAUCAAUAAGCAAUGAAAAAAAAGAAGAGUCAAGAAUGAGCAUCUAAUAUACUUAAAAAAAAUCUUUGAGGACAUUUUUCUUUUAUAUUUUGACCAUUAACAUCACAGGAUGUGUGCUGAGGUCUUGCAAGACAAAGGGGUGAAGCUGCCCACAGAGAUGCUUGAGAUGGUGCUCGCACAGUUGCCACUGCCAGAUCUCCUGACUAUUCAUGUAACUGUCUGUCGUUAUUGGUCUGAAGUCAUCCUGAACCCUGCAUUUAUUCCAUGGAAAAAAUUAUAUCACCGAUUCAAGAUAGCACCACUGAGUAUAUCCUCAGUCUUCUUGCUUUCCCCAUCCAGAGUGGAUGACAAGUUGCCAGCUACUGACAUUAUGGCUACACUGUGUGAACUUCAUGGUGUUACUUCCUUGAGAAACUGCCUCGUUAGUGUUGUCAGGCUGAUGGGAAAAACACAUAGAAUUCCAGUGGAAGAUAAGACAAACUUACUUCUUCAAAAGCAUGAACUGUUUUCCGUGGCGAUGGAAGCACUGGAGAACAUGGAGGAAGCUCUCUUUCCCAGACCUUUCAACGUGUGGCAUGUUGUGACCAUGAUCGUCCUCCUCUCCCAUGACGUAUGGCAUGUGGACGCGCUACUGCGGUUGCUGCUGCAUCAAGGGUCAAUGUAUACGUCUUGUAAUGUUGUCGAGGCAUUCUACUGCUUAGCGUUAUUCUUCUUUUACUGCACCAAGAACUUUGGUCUUCCAACAAGGUACCACUACAUCGUGCAUUAUGCGCUGUAUCUGUUUGAGAACAGCUGGACGACCACGCCAGUUGACAACCCCGGCAGGCUCAGGGAAGAACACGUGGGUCAGCAGUCUUUGCACAGGUUCAUCCCCUGCCGGCCCCCUGUUGUGCACACUCAUGAACAAAUGAGAAUUAUCAAUCACAAUAUUGAACCAAGUCAUGUUGUGAAAAUUGUUGCUUUUGCCGGAACUGGGAAGACGACAACUUUACUGCAGAUGUGCAAGCAACGGCCACACCAGCGCUUCCUCUUGGUGGUCUACAACAAGUCGGUCGAAGAACAUUGCUCCAAAAUAUUUCCCAAAAAUGUCACUGUAAAAACUGCUCAUGCGAUGGCUUUUGCUCACAUUGGCAGACGAUAUUCAGCAAUUCGUAAACUGGAUGGAUCAUUAAUAGCGAACAAGAUAGCUAAAAUGCUUGAGGAGAGGAAUCACGCAGGAAACAGGUACCGCCGAGCAGCCUUAGUCAAGAACACAGUUGAGAGAUUUCUCAAUUCUGCUGCUGAUUUCAUCAGCCUGCAACAUGUGCCUGCAAGUGACAAAUACAGAGUGUCUCUUGAUGAUGAUUACAGACUUAGGAUCCUGUUACCUGAUGCUGAGUUAGUGUGGGAGGAAAUGAAGAAAUGUUCAAGGACCCAGAAGAUCUCCAUGACUCAGGAUGGACAGUUGAAGUUAUGGCAACUUUCGAAACCCAGUCUGUUGGGAUACGACGUCUUAAUGAUUGACGAGGGACAGGACAUGAACGCUGCCAUGUUUGACAUCUUUCUCAAUCAACGGUGUGCAAAGGUUAUUGUGGGGGAUCAUCACCAGCAAAUCUACGCCUUCCGAGGGGCCGUCAAUGCAUUAGAUAUGGUGGCUGCCAGUCACACAUUUUACCUCACUCAGUCCUUCAGAUUUGGUCCUGAAAUUGCAUAUCUUGCACACUGUGUUUUAGAGAGACUCCUCGGUGUUAGCAGACCGACUAUUGUUGGAGGAAGAAAAAAGGAUACGAUAGUGAAUGCUCCAGAUUCAAUGUAUUAUGCUGUAAAUUCAAAAAUAAAGAGAGCAUACUUAGCGAGGUCAAAUUUGGAAAUUUAUAAACUCGCCACAAAACUAUGUGAGGACAAUGUUUUCAAACAAGCAUCCAUGGCAUUUGCAGGUGGAAUUAACAAGUAUGGAUUUAAUGUUGUGAUGGACAUAUAUAAAUUGUCUCAAGUUGAGCAAGGCUUUGGUACUGCAGAAACUUUGGAGAUCGAAAACAAGUUAGUAGCCAGGUUUGAUUCAGUAGCCAGCCUUGCAAACUUUGCUGAAAAUUUAGAAGACCUUGACUUAUAUAACAAAAUUAUGAUGUUCCUGCAUAGUGGCCAUAAAACACCACAUCACCUCAAUCUACUCAAGAAGAGAUGUAAUGCAAAGCCAUCUGUCGCUGACAUUACCUUCAGUACCAUUCACAAAGCCAAGGGUCUGGAAUGGGACUGGGUUAUAUUGUUAGAUGAUCUCCACCCUGUAAAUAUUCUCUGUCCUUCCACACAUUACCCUUUAGACGUUGGCGAUGAGCAUAAUUUAUUGUAUGUGGCAAUCACUCGUUCAAAGAAGUAUUUGACUAUAAACAGCGCUGCGCUUUAUACCAUUAUCAAAGCACAAGACAAACUGGAAGUUUUGGUACCAAAGAAAAACUUGAAAGAGACGGUGAAGUGUCUGCAGUGUGCUGCUGCAACAGUGACUCAGACACACUAUCCACUUGUGACUAAGGUACCAUCAGUCUACAUAUCGUACGAUGGCGACAUAUUUUAUGGAGGUUACCUAUGCAACAGUUGUGCUGCAUUUGACAAAUUUGUGCCACCAAUGACCUUGAGGGUUGGCACCAGUAUGCACUCCGGCCACGUCAGAGUAGGUCGAACCGACUUCCUGUCAACCGGGAAGUGAACCUUGAAAUAGAAGUCAUUGACAUUGACUGAAGCUCUCCAAGACAAGCUCAACCAGGUCGAGCCUUCAAUCCAGUUCACACUUGAAGAAGAAGUCGACAACACUCUUCCUUUCCUUGAUGUUCUGCUCUGCAAAGCUGACCACGAACUUCGUUUUAAAGUCUAUCGAAAACCCACCAACCAAAACGAUCUUCUCCACUUCUACUCUCACCACGACACCAAAAUCAAACGUGGUGUGAUUAUAGGCUUCUUCCUACGUGCACUCAGAAUCUGCAGCAAUGAGUUCCUUGAGGAAGAAUGCACUAUAAUUGAACAAGUAUUUUCCAAACUCCACUAUCCUAGUCACUUGGAGACUGCAGACGGCGGGCAUUAAACAUCUUCAACACACCCAGAGAAGACACUGCCGAGAAGAGAUACAUAGUCCUCCCCAACAACUCCAUUGCCAAACAUGUUUCCAACAUCUUUGCCAAAACAUCAUUCCAAGUAUCUACCUCCACAACCACGACCAUCAAGGACAUCACCAGUAGUAGACAGGACAAGCCUCCAUCCUCUGCAGGGGUAUACAUAAUCCCUUGUAAUGACUGCAACAAAUUAUAUGUGGGCGAAACAUCAAGAGACCUCCAAACACGCAUUUCAGAACACCAAUAUGCAAGCAGGACUGACGAUACAAGGAAUGCCUGUGUACAGCAUCGCAAUUCACACAACCAUUUAAUUAACUACAGAAACUCAAGACUUAUAGCCACAGAAGACAACACUCAAUACAGAAGAAUCCUGGAAUCAUCGCUUAUCUCUAUAACCAACAAUUUCAAC
Messenger RNA from Cherax quadricarinatus, 3636 nucleotides. The record is from RefSeq and is a predicted model, not a curated record. Lineage: Eukaryota; Metazoa; Arthropoda; Malacostraca; Decapoda; Parastacidae.